CUCACCAGCCUCCUGCCCACCAUGAAGCUGGCUGUCAUCCUCGCCCUGGCCACCCUGGCUCUCUGCUGCAGCCCUGCUUCUGCAGGGAUCUGCCUGAGCUUUCUGAAUGUCAUCAAAACCUUAUUCAUUGGCACGCUCUCCAGUUACGAGGCUGCAAUUGAAGUUUUCGUCCCAGACGCCAACAUGAAAGAUGCGUUGAUCCAGUUGAGGAGUCUGGUGGAAACCCUACCCCCAGACACCACGGAGAACAUCCUAAAGUUCAUGGACAUUGUCUUAAAGAGCCCAGCGUGUGCUUAGCACUUAGAAGCUGAAGAUCUCCAACUGCUGGAGCUCCUGCAGCUCCCGGCACUUCCUUCACCCUGUCCCCAGCCUGGCUCCCUUCAAUAAAGUAUGAGCAUCUCA
Odobenus rosmarus divergens (Pacific walrus) is the source of this 402-nucleotide messenger RNA. It is a transcript of the gene SCGB1A1, whose product is annotated as secretoglobin, family 1A, member 1 (uteroglobin). Bases 22 to 297 code for a protein of 91 amino acids. The transcript is spliced from 3 exons. The record is from RefSeq and is a predicted model, not a curated record. NCBI's taxonomy places the organism in Eukaryota, Metazoa, Chordata, Mammalia, Carnivora, Odobenidae. Gene Ontology annotation, cellular component: cytoplasm. Gene Ontology annotation, biological process: signal transduction.